This is a messenger RNA of Dicentrarchus labrax (European seabass), 1174 nucleotides long. RefSeq names its product sterol carrier protein 2b (gene scp2b). The record is from RefSeq and is a predicted model, not a curated record. Bases 169 to 588 code for a protein of 139 amino acids. The transcript is spliced from 5 exons. Lineage: Eukaryota; Metazoa; Chordata; Actinopteri; Moronidae. Gene Ontology annotation, cellular component: cytosol.
AGUAUUUUUGUCCACUCUCGGCUAUCUGACAUCGACACGUCGAGUCUGAAGAUCCGGGAAGAAACCAGGAAGUGCAGUUAGCUAACAUCAGGCGAAGCUCCAGCUGAAUCAGUGCGUCUGUUUGUUCUGUUCACUGAACGGUAACGGGAACGGGAACGGUACUGCACAAUGCCUCAAAUCCAGACACCGAGGAUCCAAGCCGUGCACACCAGUGCGAGUGAUGGAUUGGAGGGGUUCAAGGCACAUGCUGUGUUCCAGGAAAUCAACAAGAAGCUUCAGGAGGAAGGGGAGCAGUUUGUGAAAAAGAUCGGGGGAGUGUUUGCCUUCAAAGUCAAGGAUGGCCCAAAUGGACAGGAGGCAACAUGGUUUGUGGAUGUGAAGAAUGGCAGUGGCUGUGUUCACAAUGACACGGCUAAGAAAGCAGAUUGCACAAUUUCCAUGUCGGAUACAGACUUGUUGGCCUUGAUGACGGGGAAGAUGAACCCACAGACUGCAUUUUUCCAGGGCAAGCUGAAGAUCACAGGAAACAUGGGACUGGCCAUGAAGCUCCAAAGCCUGCAGCUGCAGCCGGGCAAAGCCAAGCUGUAGACGAGACGUCGAGCCAGCUGUAACUACACCUCUGAACACUGAAUAGAGUUAACCACGAUGAAUUUAACAGCAAGUCCGGUUUGAGAUAAAUGUUAAAGGUCUGUGAACCUACUCAUCACCGGACUGAACCACCUCCUAAUGAACUCACUGACCAAGCAGGAGAUUAGUCAGCAGCCCUGCCAAUAUAAUUGGAGAAUAAGAAUAAAUGGACAGAUAAUUAAUUCUCUAAUUAAGUCCCUCUCAUGAUAAUGCUGGCAGUACACUGGAGUAGAGACAGGUGCUCCCUACUAAUUCAGUUUUCUGUCCAGUUUUCAGUAACUUUCCUGUUGCUAAUGAAAUUUUUUUUGAGUGUAUUACGUCUGGAAAUGUUUUUGAGUAGAGCAGAUUGAUGUCAUUUUCCACAAUCAUGGACACAACAGUUUAAGUGCCUCCUCGUCUCAGACUCGCAAGGUUUUUAGCCAGCAGUACAGAAAUGUUUUUCACUGUGGCCACCCAAUGUUUUAAUGGAGGGGGUUGUCAUUUUCUGCAGUGCUAUCAUUACUGUAUUAAGAUUUCUACUUAAUAAAUUUGUCUUUGCUGCACCGUC